Messenger RNA from Cuscuta europaea, 8899 nucleotides. Lineage: Eukaryota; Viridiplantae; Streptophyta; Magnoliopsida; Solanales; Convolvulaceae. The record is from the annotation of a GenBank genome assembly.
GUCGCAGAAGCGUACGAUGAAGCUCCGAGCAUGGUUAAAUUGGAUUUAGCAGUGGGCAUUAUCGAGCUAAGUUUGAUUAUUUGGCAGUGUGUUUAAACUCAUCUCGGAUUGGCUUAGUUUGGUUUUAAUUGUUUGAAACUGGGUGUGACACCUUAAAAAAAUAGAUAAAAUUUAUCUGUCAAAAAAAAAAAACAAAUAUAAAAUAUCUGAUUAAAAUAGACCAGAUAUAAAUUAUCUGGUAAAAUAAACAUAACAAAUAAUACUUCAUAAAGUAAUUAAUAAAGAUGAGUUAGUGCAUAGCAGGGUGACCUGAGUGUUCAGGAGUACCACACGAAGUUCGUUCAACUGGCUCGUUUUGCCAAGGACCUGGUGUCAACCGAGGUCAGUAUGACCCGCAGGUUUGUUAACGGGCUUAACUACGGGGCCCAAAAGUUCGUGACGGUAGCAGAGCCGCGGAAUUUGAAUGAGGCUUAUAGAAAGGCUGGUAAGUACUACCUGGUACACCAGAAGGAAAGGGAGGCACACAAAAGAGACCGAAAGAAUGCAGAAGUGGAGCAGCAACAGAAGAAGGCCAAGAUUGAUCGCCCUGAGCAGCGCCAGAACAACCAAGGCGGAGGAAGAUUCCAAGGUCAAAAUCAGAGGAGGGAUCGUGAGAGGCACUAUUACUGCAAGCGUUGUAAUAGAGAUCACCCAGGCGUAAAUUGUGACGGAAGUCAAACCAAAUGUUUCAAUUGCGACAAGCUAGGACACCGAGCUUUUGAAUGCAAUUCCAAGAAGGCGGACGUACCGGCAAACCCGAAUCAAAGGAGUGAUGGGAACAAUGACAACAACCCCAAUAGAGGUCGAAUCUACGUGAUGAAUCAAACUCAGGCAAACGCUCACAAUCUCGACUCAGGUGAAUAUUUAGAGACCAGAAUUGAGGAAGAGAAUUAGGAGCAUCAGGACUUAAGCACUUUAUUUGUGCAGGUCGCAUAUGCAUAUGACGAAGGUUCGAGCACUAUGAAGUUGCAUUUAGGAGUGGGUGUUUUCAUGAUUAGGUUAAAGUUGUGGUUUUUAUUUUAGUGAAGAAAUGAUAAGUUUGAUAAAUUGGCGGUGCGUUUAAAAUCAUCUCAGAUUGGCCUUGUUUGGUUUUCAUUCUACGACAGGCUAACGUUGAGAGAGUUUAAAAUCAGUUUAUACACAUUUUUUUUAAGUAUACUGUUUGAUUUAUUUUCCCUGUCAUGUUUUAAAAAAAAAAACAGUUCGGGGUUUGUUUGGCUUUACACACUGGUCACACACAAGAAGCGUAGCAUAAAGCUACGAGGAAAUUGAAGUUGGUUUUCGGCGUGGGUGAUUGUCAGACUGAGUCGCAGACGCGUACGAUGAAGCUCCAAGCAUUGUUAAACUGGAUUUAGAAGUGGACAUUAUCGAGCUAAGUUUGAUUAUUAGGCAGUGUUAUUAAACUCAUCUCGGAUUGGCUUAGUUUGGUUUUAAUUGUUUGAAACUGGGAGCACUUUUACUUUUAAGCUGAAAACUCCCAAACAACACUGAUUAUACUUCGUUUCUUGUGAAUCGUGAGUUUCUUUUCAGUUAAGCUAUAUUAUGCCUACCUUUUUUAAAUUUUACAUUUAAAAGCAGUGAAGAAAGAACAGUAUUUUGAAACUAAUUUCUUAACUCAUACUUUUUGGAGGGCAGUUUUAUAUUUUUGCGAAGGCCACCAAAACUUGAGACAAAUGGCAGUUGAUUAACUUUCUUCUGAACAACUUAAACAACUAUUUACUAGUCUCCGAAAUUCACUUAUAUAUACUCGACAAUGUAGAUGAACUAGCAUGUAGAGAACAUGAAAUCAGUUUAUAUAUAAAUGUUUGUUAAGUUUAUUGUCUAAUUUAUUUUCACUGCGUAAGUUUGAUAGCUUUGCGGUGUGUUUUAACAUAAUUUCGGAUUGUGUUUGGGUUUAUAUAGGUCGCAGACGCGUACGAUGAAGCUCCGUGCAUUGUUAAACUGGAUUUAGGAGUGGGCAUUAUCGAGCUAAGUUUGAUUAUUUGGUCGCAGACGCGUAUGAUGAAGCUCCGAGCAUUGUUAAACAGGAUUUAGAAGUGGGCAUUAUUGAGCUAAGUUUGAUUAUUAGGCAGUGUGAUUAAACUCAUCUCGGAUUGACUUAGUUUGGUUUUAAUUGUUUGAAACUGGGAGCUCUUUUACUUUUAAACUGAAAACUCCUGAACAACACUGAUUAUACUUUGUUUCUUGUGAAUCGUGAGUUUCUUUUCAGUUAAGCUAUAUUAUGCCUACCUUUUUUUAAUUUUACAUUUAAAAGCAGUGAAGGAAGAACAGUAAUUUGAAACUAAUUUCUUAACUCAUACUUUUGGGAGGGCAGUUUUAUAUUUUUGCGAAGGCCACCAAAACUUGAGACCAAUGGUAGUUGAUUAAACUCUUUGAGUUAAUACCUGAGAACUUUCUUCCGAACAACUUAAACAAAUAUUUACUAGUCUCCGAAAUUCACUCAUAUAUACUCGACAAUCUAGACGAACUAGCAUGUAGAGAACAUUAAAUCAGUUUAUAUAUAAAAGUUUGUAAAGUUUAUUGUUUGAUUUAUUUUCACAGCGCAAGUUUGAUUGUUUGGUGUUAAGUUUAAAAUUGUUUGAGUUUAUUGUCUAAUUUAUUUUCACUGCAUAAAAUUGAUGUCUUUGCGGUGUGUUUUGAAUUAAUUUCGGAUUAUGUUUGGGUUUAUAUAGGUCGCAGAAACGUACGAUGAAGCUCCGAGCAUUGUGAAAUUGGAUUUAGGAGUGGGCAUUGUCGAGCUAAGUUUGAUUAUUUGGCAAUGUGUUUAAACUCAUCUCGGAUUGGCUUAGUUUGGUUUUAAUUGUUUCAAACUGGGAGCUCUUUUACUUUUAAGCUGAAAACUCCUAAACAACACUGAUUAUACUUCGUUUCUUGUGAAUCUUGAGUUUCUUUUCAGUUAAGUUAUAUUAUGCCUACCUUUUUUAAAUUUUUCAUUUAAAAGCAGUGAAGAAAGAAUAAUAAUUUAAAACUAAUUUCUUAACUCAUACUUUUGGGAGGGCAGUUGUAUAUUUUUUGCGAAGGCAAUCCAAACUUGAGACAAAUGGUAGUUGAUUAAACUCUUUGUGUUAAUACCUAAGAACUUUCUUCCGAACAACUUAAACAACUAUUUACUAGUCUGCGAAAUUCACUCAUAUAUACUCGACAUUCUAGAUGGGCUAGCGUGUAGAGAACAUGAAAUCAGUUUAUAUAUAAAAGUUUGUAAAGUUUAUUGUUUGAUUUAUUUUCACAGCACAAGUUUGAUUGUUUGGUGCUAAGUUGAAAAUUGUUUAAGAUUGUGCUUUUGUUUAUACAGGUCGCAUAUGCAUAUGACAAAGGUUCGAGCACUAUGAAGUUGCAUUUAGGAGUGGGUGUUAUCAUGCUUAGGUCGCAGACGCGUACGAUGAAGCUCCGAGCAUUGUUAAACUGGAUUUAGAAGUGGGCAUUAUCGAGCUAAGUUUGAUUAUUAGGCAGUGUGAUUAAACUCAUCUCGGAUUGGCUUAGUUUGGUUUUAAUUGUUUGAAAUUGGGAUCUCUUUUACGUUUCAACUGAAAACUCCUGAACAACACUGAUUAUACAUCGUUUCUUGUGAAUCGUGAGUUUCUUUUCAGUUAAGCUAUAUUAUCCCUACCUUUUUUUAAUUUUACAUUUAAAAGCAGUGAAGAAAGAACAGUAAUUUGAAACUAAUUUCUUAACUCAUACUUUUGGGAGGGCAGUUUUAUAUUUUUGCGAAGGCCACCAAAACUUGAGACAAAUGGUAGUUGAACUAUUUACUAGUCUCCGAAAUUCACUCAUAUAUACUCGACAAUCUAGACGAACUAGCAUGUAGAGAACAUGAAAUCAGUUUAUAUAUAAAAGUUUGUAAAGUUUAUUGUUUGAUUUAUUUUCACAGCGCAAGUUUGAUUGUUUGGUGCUAAGUUUAAAAUUGUUUAAGAUUGUGCUUUUGUUUAUACAGGUCGCAUAUGCAUAUGACGAAGGUUCAAGCACUAUGAAGUUGCAUUUAGGAGUGGGUGCUAUCAUGCUUAGGUUAAAGUUGUGGUUUUCAUUUUAGUGAAGAAAUGAUAAGUUUGAUUAAAUGGGGGUGCGUUUAAAAUCAUCUCAGAUUGGCCUUGUUUGGUUUUCAUUUUACGAACGGGCUAACGUUGAGAGAGUUUAAAAUCAGUUUAUACACAAUUUUUUUAAGUAUACUGUUUGAUUUAUUUUCCCUGUUAAGUUUUUUAAAAAACCAGUUCGGGGUUUGUUUGGCUUUACACACUGGUCACACACAAGAAGCGCACCAUCAAGCUUCGAGGAAAUUGAAGCUGGUUGGCGGCGUGGGUGAUUGUCAGACUAAGUAAGUGUUGCGAUUUUUAAUUUUAUUUUAGUAGUAAUUGACAUGAAAGCUUUUAUUGCAAGUGUUAGUUUUUUUUUAUAUUCUGAGUUUAAGCUUGUUUGAUGAAAAGUUAUAUCAUCCCUGUAAUUUAUUGUUUUUAACUAAAAUUUGUACAUUAUUCUAAACAGAAUUCAUAAGGAAACUAGAUAUUCAGAAUCCUAAAGUUAAUAGGGAUAGUUUUUUCGAAGUGAGGUAGUAUGACUACAGGCAGGAGGGUUAUUCUGUCGAUAAAGUUAAAGGAGUGAAUAGUUUUUGUUAAACUACUUUUGUAAUUAGUUGCAGGUUGAAGUCCUUAUUCUUCUGUGUUGUAUUGUUUGUUGCUAGACCAACCAAAGUGUUAUAUAUACUCCGAUGUGUUACAUGCUCUUUUUGAAAGCCCUAAACAGCACUGAUCAUACUUCGUUUCUUACAAUUAAUGAGUUUUUUUAGUUAGGCUCGAUGUCUACCUUUUUUAAAAUAUUACAUUUAAAAGCAGAUGUGAAAGAAUAAAUGGUACUUCAUUGAAUUUUUGAAGUUAGUAUAAAGAUCCCUAGAACCUCCUUCCAAACAACUUUACAACUCUUUCCUAGUCUCGGAAUUUCACUCAUAUUUACUAAAAAAUCUAGAUGGCCAAGCCUCUGGAGAAUCAGAAAUCAGAUUUUAUAUAAAAAUUUGUUAAGUUUAUUGUCUAAUUUAUUUUCACUGCGUAAAAUUGAUAGCUUUGCGGUGUGUUUUGAAUUAAUUUCGGAUUAUGUUUGGGUUUAUAUAGGUCGCAGAAGCGUACGAUGAAGCUCCGAGCAUUGUUAAAUUGGAUUUAGGAGUGGGCAUUAUCGAGCUAAGUUUGAUUAUUUGGCAGUGUGUUUAAACUCAUCUCGGAUUGGCUUAGUUUGGUUUUAAUUGUUUCAAACUGGGAGCUCUUUUAUUUUUAAGCUGAAAACUCCUAUAAACAACACUGAUCGUACUUCGUUUCUUCUGAAUCGUGAGUUUCUUUUCAGUUAAGCUAUAUUAUGCCUACCUUAUUUAAAUUUUACAUUUAAAACCAGUGAGGAAAGAAUAAUAAUUUAAAACUAAUUUCUUAACUCAUUCUUUUGGGAGGGCAGUUGUAUAUUUUUUUCGAAGGCCACCAAAACUUGAGACAAAUGGUAGUUGAUUAAACUCUUUGAGUUAAUACCUGAGAACUUUCUUCCAAACAACUUAAACAACUAUUUACUAGUCUCCGAAAUUCACUCAUAUAUACUCGACAAUCUAGAUGAACUAGCAUGUAGAGAACAUGAAAUCAGUUUAUAUAUAAAAGUUUGUAAAGUUUAUUGUUUGAUUUAUUUUCAAAGCGCAAGUUUGAUUGUGUGGUGCUAAGUUUAAAAUUGUUUAAGAUUGUGCUUUUGUUUAUACAGGUCGCAUAUGCAUAUGACGAAGGUUCGAGCACUAUGAAGUUGCAUUUAGGAGUGGGUGUUAUCAUGCUUAGGUUAAAGUUGUGGUUUUCAUUUUAGUGAAGAAAUGAUAAGUUUGAUUAAUUGGCGGUGCGUUUUUGUUAAAGCACUAUGAGGUAGUAUCUAUGUUGCACGGAAACGUGAAAAUCAUAAGGAAACGGGAAACGGGAAACGUCAUCUUUUGCUCAAAAAACGCUUAUUUGGAGAGUUUCCAAAGAGUUUCCGAGAGUUUCCGAAACGGGAAACGUACUCUUUCCCAAGAGUUUCCAUGCUACAUAGGGUAGUAUUACUACAAGCAGCAGGGUUAUUCUAUCGAUGAAGUUAAAGGAAUGAAUAGUUUUUGUUAAAUUACUUUUGUAAAUAGUUGCAAGUUGAAGUCCUUAUUCUUCUGUGUUGUAUUGUUUGUUGCUAGACCAACCAAAGGGUUAUAUAUACUCCGAUGUGUUAUACGCUCUUUUUGAAACUCCCAAACAGCACCGAUCAUACUUCGUUUCUUACAAAUCAUGAGUUUUUUCUAGUUGGGCUUGAUGUCUACCUUUUCUAAAAUUUUACAUUUAAAAGCAGUUGUGAAAGAAUAAUGGUAGUUAUGCCUGGUCUCUACCAACUUUUUCCAAAGCCCAUACAAUCUUAAGAUAACUGGUAGUUAAUUGAAUUCUUGAAGGUAGUAUAAAGAUCCCGAGAAGAUUCUUCCAAACAACUUUACAACUCUUUCGUAGUCUCGGAAUUUCACUCAUAUUUACUCAAAAAUCUAGAUGGCCAAGCAUCUGGAGGAUCAGAAAUCAGAUUUUAUAUAAAAAAUUGUUAAGUUUAUUGUCUAAUUUAUUUUCACUGCGUAAGUUUGAUUGCUUUGCGGUGUGUUUCAAAUUAAUUUCGGGUUGUGUUUGGGUUUAUAUAGGUCGCAGACGCGUACGAUGAAGCUCUGAGCAUUGUUAAACUGUAUUUAGAAGUGGGCAUUAUUGAGCUAAGUUUGAUGAUUUGGCAGUGUGUUUAAACUCAUCUCGGAUUGGCUUAGUUUGGUUUUAAUUGUUUCAAACUGGGAGCUCUUUUACUUUUAAGCUGAAAACUCCUAAACAACAUUGAUUAUACUUCGUUGGCUCCCAUAAAAUUUUACAUUUAAAAGCAGUUGUGAAAGAAUAAUAGUAGUUGUGUCUGGUCUCUACCAACUUUUUCCAAAGCCCAUCAAAUCUUAUGAUAACUGAUAGUUAAUUGAUUUCUUGAAGUUAGUAUAAAGAUCCCGAGAACCUCCUUCCAAACAACUUUACAACUCUUUCGUAGUCUCGGACUUUCACUCAUAUUUACUCAAAAAUCUAGAUGGCAAGCAUCGGUAGGAUCAGAAAUCAGAUUUUAUAUAAAAAAAUUGUUAAGUUUAUUGUCUAAUUUAUUUUCACUACGUAAGUUUGAUUGCUUUGCGGUGUGUUUUAAAUUAAUUUCGGAUUGUGUUUGGGUUUAUAUAGGUCGCAGACGCGUACGAUGAAGCUCCGAGCAUUGUUAAACUGGAUUUAGAAGUGGGCAUUAUCGAGCUAAGUUUGAUUAUUAGGCAGUGUGAUUAAACUCAUCUUGGAUUGGCUUAGUUUGGUUUUAAUUGUUUGAAACUGGGAGCUCUUUUACGUUUAAACUGAAAACUCCUGAACAACACUGAUUAUACAUCGUUUCUUGUGAAUUGUGAGUUUCUUUUCAGUUAAGCUAUAUUAUGCCUACCUUUUUUUAAUUUUACAUUUAAAAGCAGUGAAGAAAGAACAGUAAUUUGAAACUAAUUUCUUAACUCAUACUUUUGGGAGGGCAGUUUUAUAUUUUUGCGAAGGCCACCAAAACUUGAGACAAAUGGUAGUUGAUUAAACUCUUUGAGUUAAUACCUGAGAACUUUCUUCCGAACAACUUAAACAACUAUUUACUAGUCUCCGAAAUUCACUCAUAUAUACUCGACAAUCUAGACGAACUAGCAUGUAGAGAACAUGAAAUCAGUUUAUAUAUAAAAGUUUGUAAAGUUUAUUGUUUGAUUUAUUUUCACAUCGCAAGUUUGAUUGUUUGGUGCUAAGUUUAAAAUUGUUUAAGAUUGUGCUUUUGUUUAUACAGGUCGCAUAUGCAUAUGACGAAGGUUCAAGCACUAUGAAGUUGCAUUUAGGAGUGGGUGUUAUCAUGCUUAGGUUAAAGUUGUGGUUUUCAUUUUAGUGAAGAAAUGAUAAGUUUGAUUAAAUGGCGGUGCGUUUAAAAUCAUCUCAGAUUGGCCUUGUUUGGUUUUCAUUUUACGAACGAGCUAACGUUGAGAGAGUUUAAAAUCAGUUUAUACACAAUUUUUUUAAGUAUACUGUUUGAUUUAUUUUCCCUGUUAAGUUUUUUAAAAAACCAGUUCGGGGUUUGUUUGGCUUUACACACUGGUCACACACAAGAAGCGUACCAUCAAGCUUCGAGGAAAUUGAAGCUGGUUGGCGGCGUGGGUGAUUGUCAGACUAAGUCGCAGAAGCGUACGAUGAAGCUUCGAGCAUUGUUAAAUUGGAUUUAGGAGUGGGCAUUAUCGAGCGAAGUUUGAUUAUUUGGCAGUGUGUUUAAACUCAUCUCGGAUUGGCUUAGUUUGGUUUUAAUUGUUUCAAACUGGGAGCUCUUUUAUUUUUAAGCUGAAAACUCCUAUAAACAACACUGAUCGUACUUCGUUUCUUCUGAAUCGUCGCAUAUGCAUAUGACGAAGGUUCGAGCACUAUGAAGUUGCAUUUAGGAGUGGGUGUUAUCAUGCUUAGGUUAAAGUUGUGGUUUUCAUUUUAGUGAAGAAAUGAUAAGUUAGAUUAAUUGGCGGUGCGUUUUUGUUAAAGCACUAUGAGGUAGUAUCUAUGUUGCACGGAAACGUGAAAAUCAUAAGGAAACGGGAAACGGGAAACGUCAACUUUUGCUCAAAAAACGCUUAUUUGGAGAGUUUCCAAAGAGUUUCCGAAAUGGGAAACGUACUCUUUCCCAAGAGUUUCCAUGCUACAUAGGGUAGUAUUACUACAAGCAGCAGGGUUAUUCUAUCGAUAAAGUUAAAGGAAUGAAUAGUUUUUGUUAAAUUACUUUUGUAAAUAGUUGCAAGUUGAAGUCCUUAUUCUUCUGUGUUGUAUUGUUUGUUGCUAGACCAACC